CUUGUCACCAGGACUUGUCGUCGUCCGGCCGGGCGCGUGGGCGUGGACGGGGAGGGGCGAGUGGGCGCGGGCCCACCCCUUUAUUCCGGCUGCGCCUGGCUCGGGCGGACCCAGUGGAGGCGAGCGCUCGCUCCUCUGAGGUGCGGGACGCCGCGGGCGCGGGAUCCCGGUCCGGGCUGCGCAGAGCAGUUAGCUGUCGGUGUUGAGGCGACGUCCCUGGGCCGAGCUUCACCGCCAGGGAAGUGAGGGUCUGUUGGGCCGUUGGUGCGGGAGCCAGCCAGGAGCCACUGAGCUUGUGGUAAACCGGCACUGCCCACCCAUCCGGCAGCCAGGAAGGCAGUACACCGUCUAGACGGGCCACCUGCCGUCGAGGACGCCACCAGCUUCCAGCGUCGCGCUUAGGCGCCGAGGGUACACAGUUUCUCACAGAGAAUCCAAUACUUCUCCGUGCUAGUCACUUUCCAUUCACGUCCACCUGUUGUCUCUGAAAGAAGUCUCCAGCGCCUUCUAUCCUGGACAGCAUGGCAAAGUCACACAGCAAAAAAGGAACUUCGAAGAGGAGACAAGAAAGAGAAAGCUUCCAGCUUGUAGGCAUGGGUGACGCGGAAUACCCGAAUAGGGUCAAGAGGCCUUGCCUUGAGGAUGUCACUGUGUCUAUGGGUGCAGGGCCGCACCCCAGCACCUCCUGUGCAGAGCUGCAGGUCCCCCAACUAGCAAUGAACCUGAGCCCAGCAGCAGCAAUGGGGGUCACUGGCCAUUCCUUGAUCCUGGAAAACAACACAGUCAACACCAACAUCAUGGGCCCACCAUUUGUGAUGCCACCAGCAGCACAGAUGGCACCAAAUGGGCCCCCUGUCCCUUACUACGACAGAGGCACCAACGGGCCAGGUGUAGAUCAGGAGCUUCAAGAAUUGCUGGAAGAGCUCACCAAGAUUCAGGAGCCCACUCCGAAUGAGCUGGACCUGGAGAAGAUUCUGGGGAGCAAGCCAGAAGACCCGAUGGUGCUUACUCUGCCCUCGGCCACCUCGGGCGCACCUGCCAAGCCACCCAUACAGAUGGCACACAUGGAGAGCUUGAGCCACACCAAGGACUAUGGGCCAAGCUGUAGCCAGGUGACAGGUGGCGCAGUCCUUCCAAUGCUGCCCUCCUCCACGGGCAUCAGCUACAAUCUCUCACCUGCUCCGAAGCCCAGGGCAGUGCCCAGCUCUUCCUCGCUGGCACAGCCCAAGAACUCAGGGCUCCCGAUGCUGCCUAUGGCUUUGCCCCCACUUCCAGGGCCACAGUGGCACCAUGCCCACCAGCUGAAGGCACUGGCAGCCAGCAAGCAGGAGAUGGCCAGCAAACAGAUGAGUGCCACCUCUGGCUGGUCAGGCCUGCCUCCUCCAGGCCUGUCACCACCUUACCGCCCGGUGCCAGCACCACAACCACCACCAUUCAGCACCCAGAACCUCAUAGCAUCUUGUUUGUCAUCUGGCAGUCUGCAGGGUUCGCCCAGUGCCUUACUCUUCAGCAUGGCAGGGGGCAGCAGCGCCCCCCUGGGGCCCACCCUGACCUACAUGGGCCCUGACAAGGUGGGCAGCCAGCAGUUCAGCCCACAGAGCUCCAUUCUGGCCAGCCUGGUGACCUCAAGUGUUAAAACCACUUCGAGCCACCUGCUGCCCCCGCUGCCUGCACUGCCCGCCAGCACUGCUGGGCCCUCACCGCCCUACCACCCUGAGAAGCUGGCAAGCCCGGCCCUGCCGCAGGCAACCUUCACACCGCAGAACUCCCUGGUCUGCAGCCUCACACCCACCAGCACCACGCUGAAUCAGGCACCGCAACCACCACAGCCACCACAGCUGCCGCAGCUGCCUAAUAACAUCUUCAAAACCAUGAGCAGCAAUGCCUCCAAGGGCCUGAGUUCAGUGAUGAUGCAGCAGGGGCUGCCCAGAUCCAGCCUGGGGGCUCCCGAGCCCUUCACCUUUGGCAACACCAAGCCACUGUCCCACUACAUGACAGAGCCAGGGGCCCCGAAGAUUGCAAACCUGCCCGCUGCCUCCUCCUCGAACCAGGCUUCACUGUUCCACUACCUGCAGCCGCCUCCCACACAGGCCUCCAGCAGCACUGCACACCAAGCCGCUGCCGCUGCCGCCCUCGCCGCCGCCGCCGCCGCCGCCACCGCCGCCCAAGGCCUGCAGAUUCCACAGCCAGACCCCACCUCAUUCCUGCUGCAGCAGAUGAUGCAGCCUGUGCCGGGCUUCCAGCCGCAAGCUGCCGCCGCCGAGCCCAUGACCAGCCUGCCCAGACAGCAAGAGAAUCAGAAAUCCAGGCCUACGGCAAUGACUCCUGAACAGCGUCUAUAUAUUGCCCAGCAGAUGCUUCGAUUUCAAGCCGUACAAGAACAAGUUAUUAAUUCCAACCGUAUUCGGACCAAGGCCAGCCCCCCACCCAAUCAGCACCCGAAGUCAUCCGGAACCAGGCUCUCUGGGAAAAAUCCAAGUUCAACAAAGACCCCAUCUACCAAGAGUCACCACCAGGGAAGCCAGGCCUCAACCCCCCCACCUGCAGGCGAGCAGCAAGGCCGCUCCACUCUGUGUAUGCCCAUCCCCCUGCGCCUCACCCCCGUCCCUCCAGGCACCCAGGUCCCCAUCUGCCCGUCUUCAAUUUGUCCCCCUGGGCUGCCCCGCUAUUAUCCCAGCACCUUCAGCAGCCAGCCCCUGGGUCUCUACCAGUUUAGACAACCUUAUGUGUCAACUAUGGUCCAGUACCCCAUGUUCAGUACCCCAUGGCUGGCAGCAGCUGCUACCACCCCAGUCAUGACCAGGGCACCAGCCCCAGAGCUGUUCAGUUAUUACAAUUACAUCCAGCCAAAUUUUUCUAGCUCCAUCUUCAUGGGGGCACCCAUGCCAGUCCCUGAGUUCAUGCCAACAUUUCUACCACAGCAGGCAGAUGUGUACCCCCAUAACAUGGUUCCAGGAGGCAGGUCUGGCCAAAACAUGGGGACUCUGGCCAGCUCCAGCUCCAGUGUCAACCAGCUGGGUAGUCAGAGCCCAGUGCAGGGCGUCGUGCCCAUGUCCAAUGACACCAGCCCCCCCUCACAGGGUGUGGCCAGCAUGGGCCCCAUGAGUCCCAUACAGGGCGCUGAGCCACCCAGGUCUGUGACCACUCCUGUCGCCACUGCCACUGACACUGCCACCACCUCCGUUGCUACCAGCAAGUUCUCCGGUCCUUUGGAUGGGGCAGACACUCCCCUAGAGCUGCCACCCCAUGAUAUUGUGCCCUUGUCACCGCUCGGUGAUUUUCUUUCACUGUCUGACUUCAGCGAGGUGGAUUUCAUUGAAAAGCUAUUGCGAGAUAUUUGUGGCACCUCAGAUGAAACCUGGAUGUGCAAUUUGAGAAUAAUCGAUGACCUUCUGGAGAAGUCCAAUGGCCGAGAUGCUUCAGUCCCGGGCUCUGACCCCAUCACCCAGAGUGCUGAAGUAGCCAUCCCCACCAUGAACCAGGCCACCCAGACUGCUGACUCUAUUGCCCAGGGUGCCAAGCCAGAGCCAAUCAUCCAGGUCACUGAUGUGACAGCCCCGAUCACUGGCCACGUUGGCCAUGUCUCUGAUCCGACCGCUCUGAUCGCUGAUCUCUCUACCCAGAUCACUGGCUCCAUUACAGAGAUCACUAACCCAGCCGCUCCGAUCACUGAUGUCUCCUCCCAGAUCACCAACUCCAUCAUGCAAAUUGGUAGCCCUACCACUGAAGUCACUGAUGUCUCCACCCAUAUUGCUGGCCUUAUCACCCAGAUCACUGAUCCAUCUUCCCAGAUCACUGAUCUCUCUGUCCAGAUCUCUGGCCCCCUCACCCAGAUUACUGACCUGUUUGCCCAGAUCGCUGGCCCCAUUGCCCAGAUCACUGGUCCCAUCGUCCAGACCGAUGGCCCCAUCGUCCAGAUUGAAGAGCCUACUGCCCAGAUCGCUGGUCCCAUCGUCCAGACCGAUGGCCCCAUCGUCCAGAUUGAAGAGCCUGCUGCCCAGAUCGCUGGUCCCAUCGUCCAGACCGAUGGCCCCAUCGUCCAGAUUGAAGAGCCUGCUGCCCAGAUCGCUGGUCCCAUCGUCCAGACCGAUGGCCCCAUCGUCCAGAUUGAAGAACCUACUGCCCAGAUCGCUGGUCGCAUCGUCCAGACCGAUGGCCCCAUCGUCCAGAUUGAAGAACCUACUGCCCAGAUCGCUGGUCGCAUCGUCCAGACCGAUGGCCCCAUCGUCCAGAUUGAAGAACCUACUGCCCAGAUCACUGGUCGCAUCGUCCAGACCGAUGGCCCCAUCGUCCAGAUUGAAGAGCCUACUGACCAGAUCGCUGGUCGCAUCAUCCAGACCGAUGGCCCCAUCAUCCAGAUUGAAGAGCCUACUGACCAGAGUGCUGAUAUUAUAACCCAGAGCUCUGUUCCUGUCACCCAGAGUCCCAGGGAGCUUUGAAUGUUUGCAGACCCCCUCCCCCAUGUUGUUGAAUCUUUAAAGUGGCGUGAUCCCUCUCCUACCAGGAAAUCCACAAGUGGCCUGAGAACCCCACAGGAUGUUCAUCCCCUUGUUAUAAUGUGAGUGGCAUCAGACCACACCAACCCCCCCACAUUACAAAAUUAUUUUACAAGCCACCUGUACAUAGUUGAAAAUUUUGUAAAUGUUUUUCCUAGACAGUAAUGAUUAAAGUGUUUAUACUUAGUUUUGUGACUUUGUAAAUACAACGGUGGCUUUUGUUUCGGUAGAGUUGUAUUUCCUAUGCACUGUUUUGUGUGGAAGAUGCAUUGUUGCACAUCUGCAGACCACCUGGUCUGCCCAGAUUCCCCUUGUAAGCCAGGUUACCAAGUCACUUAUGGUCUUAAUACAUUGAAAGCUGUUGAUGUGACCACAAAGUGUUGUGUAAACUGACCAUGCCAAACCUAGACACCACUUGGCCAUGUGUUCUCGCAUUUGCAGUAGAUGUCCUAGUGCCUGUGUAAUUCUUGAUCGCUUUCGCAAACUGUGCUAGCUCCACUAACUCAUGCCUGAAGCCCUGUGCUUGUUACUGUGACCACUCCAUAGAGAACUUGGCGAGGGAACAGUUCUCUUAAUUGGGGAGAGGUGGUAAAGUCCUCCCCCACAAGCUGUACCCUAGAUCUGGACAGUCCUUCCUUUUCCGUUCAGAGAAGCCCUUGCUGGCCCACAGGUGGCACCCAGGCAGGUGUGAUACAGAAGAACGUUGUAAGCCAAUCCAGAUUUGUUUUGCUGCGAGGUUGUAGUUGGGGGAAGAAUCUGUACGCAGUACUUCACCAGUUGCUUUGGAGUUUGUCAUUGAUGGUUUCUACCUACAGUUGUUGUAAUGUAUAAUUUAGUGUCUGUUAGGAAUAGAAGCCCACUACCCAGUGUCCUGUGAACUGUUCUCAGUGUCCAGACUCCCUGUGAUCACAUUGUACCUGCCACUUCAUGUUUCACCCUCACGUUUGAAAUCUGGCAUCUGUUUCAAGUCAGUGUGUUUUUUCUUCUUUGUUCAAUAAUAAACAUCCAAGAAAAAUAA
Messenger RNA from Erinaceus europaeus (western European hedgehog), 5514 nucleotides. RefSeq names its product mastermind like domain containing 1 (gene MAMLD1). The transcript has 7 exons. Gene Ontology annotation, biological process: regulation of transcription by RNA polymerase II. The record is from RefSeq and is a predicted model, not a curated record. Lineage: Eukaryota; Metazoa; Chordata; Mammalia; Eulipotyphla; Erinaceidae. Gene Ontology annotation, cellular component: nuclear body. Bases 522 to 4439 code for a protein of 1305 amino acids.